Molecule: messenger RNA, 17267 nt
Organism: Girardinichthys multiradiatus
Lineage: Eukaryota; Metazoa; Chordata; Actinopteri; Cyprinodontiformes; Goodeidae
Gene: mdn1
Product: midasin AAA ATPase 1
Exons: 102
Coding region: 51-16604 (5517 amino acids)
Biological process (GO): ribosomal large subunit assembly; rRNA processing
Cellular component (GO): preribosome, large subunit precursor; nucleus
Molecular function (GO): ATP hydrolysis activity; ATP binding
Source: RefSeq, a predicted model, not a curated record
GGAAGCUGUUCAUAACGCGACUGGGCUUGUUUUCAUUAGAACCUGCUGUAAUGGAAAAUCUGGAAGUGAACCUGUCAUCUUUGGCUGUGAUAUCCAGACAUGUGGACAAGAGUCACAACCAGAUCAGCCAGUAUCUGUCCAAACAGAUAUGGAGUCAGCAGGACAGGCAGAGCAUUUUGGAGUGUUUGGCUCAGCUCCUCUUGGAGAAGGAUUAUACUUUGCUGAUUGCACGUCACGUCCGGCCUCUGAUUCUUGACCUGUUGGAGCGCAACGCAGAGAAGGUCCAAGCUGGUGGCCAAAUCAACCAUGACCUUCAUGAGCGGCUGUGUGUGGCUCUCAGUAGGCUCCUCGGCAUCAGUCCUGAUGCGCAAGCGUUUGCUGCGAGGUACUUCAGCAGUACCCCACCAGUGUUCCAGAGGCUGUUUUUCACCAGUGAGCAGUCAUCUGCUGUCCAGUAUGGCCCAAGGAGAAUGAAGCUCCGUGAACUCAUGGCUGCCACCCUGCGCUUCCUCCAGAGUGAUUGUGCUAAGUUUCGGAGGCUGUGGGACUGGAGUCCCUGUGUUUCACAGCUACUCACCAGUGAUGUCAUGGUUCGAGGGUCCACUGCCCAGUGUUUAGCGCUUGUCUGCCACAUGACUGAUAAUCAGAAAGCCAUCUUCCUGAGAAAAGUGCUGACGAACGAUGAAAUCCUACACAUGAAAAUGAAAGCGUUGGAGGAAAGUCAACAGAUGGAGGCAGAGAAAGCUCUGGUGUUAACCAAUAAGAGAUCAGUGAUGUGGCAUCAGGAGGUGGCUCAGACGUUUACCAGGGGCCAGGUGGUAUCAGAAGACCUUUCCCAAAAUGUUGUAGCAGUCUGUGGUGUUGUUCUGCCCAGGAUGGUUCCCCGAAAGGUGGGUCAGGUAAAGCCAACCAAUCUGGUGCUGGUGGAGUCAACCUGUCAGAACCUGAGAAGACUGGCUCUGGCUGUAGCUUCCCACAAACCUGUGCUCCUCGAGGGUCCUAUUGGCUGUGGGAAAACUGCUUUGGUGGAGUUUAUGGCAGCCAUAACUGGACAUAUGAAAGGUGCAGACAUUCUUAAGGUCCAGCUGGGAGACCAAACUGACAGCAAGAUGCUGCUGGGAAUGUACCGAUGUACAGAUAUACCAGGAAAGUUUCUGUGGCAGCCAGGAACCCUUACACAAGCUGUUUCCAAAGGCCUCUGGAUCCUUCUGGAAGACAUUGACCAUGCACCUUUGGAUGUGAUAUCUGUCCUCCUGCCUUUGAUGGAGAAUAAAAAGCUGAUGAUUCCAGGACGGGAAGAUUGCAUUGAUGUUGCUUCUGGGUUUCAGUUCUUUGCAACCCGAAGGAUGUACUGUAGUGGUGGUAACUGGCACAAACCACAGAACUCCCAUGCAGCAUUGCUGGACAAGUACUGGACUAAGCUGCAAAUGGGCAACAUGACCCAAGUGGAAAUGAAGAAGGUGCUGGUUCACAAGUACCCCAUGUUGACAGUGGUGUCAGACCGUCUGUUGGACAUCUACUGUCAGUUGACUGGUGAGAGACACUCUGAGUUGGACACCAACACCUUGCAGACUUCCACAGAACAGCAGGAUAAACCUGACGACAAAAUCACAUCACUGGAAGGGAGAGUUCUGUCAAUGAGGGACCUGCUGAAGUGGUGUGAGCGGAUCAGCGAGAACUUCGACAGCUCUUCAUCUGCCACAGCACAGCGAGUCUUUCUUGAGGCUCUUGACUGCUUCUCAGCCAUGCUGUCCCUUCCUGCAAGCAGGCUGCGAAUGGCUGAGAUCAUUGGAAGCAAGCUCAACAUCUCCAAGGAGAAGGCGCAGCACUUCUGCCAGCUGUAUCAGCCGGGCAUCUCUCUGACAGAGCUGCAAGCUGCAGUGGGCAGAGCCACUCUGGCUCGAAGGCAGGCUGAGGCCGUGCAGCUGACUGUUCAAACCAGUAAUCAGACAUUUGCCCUGACACGACCCUCGGCUGUUUUGCUGGAACAGCUAGCUGUUUGUGUGGCCAAGGGAGAGCCUGUCCUCCUGGUUGGAGAGACUGGAACAGGAAAGACCUCCACUGUACAACAACUAGCCACAAUCACUGGACACAAACUCCGUGUGGUGAACAUGAACCAGCAAAGUGAUACAGCCGAUCUUCUUGGAGGGUACAAGCCAGUGGAUCACAGGCAAAUUUUGCUGCCUUUACGGGAGGCUUUUGAAGAACUGUUCUCCCAGACAUACUCAAGGAAGCAGAACCUGACUUUCCUGGGCCACGUGCAGACCUGCUUUCGGGAGAAGCGCUGGCAGGAUCUGGUUCGACUCAUGGACCAUGUCUGCAAGUCCACUCUAGCUAAAGAGCUACAAGAAAGACCAGAAGAUUCCUCAAUGUUGCAGCAGUGGGAGGCACUGGCGUCAAAACUAAGUCAGACCCAACAGCAGAUCCGAGUUUGUGAAACAGCCAUGGUGUUUGCUUUUGUGGAGGGAUCUUUAGCUCAGGCAGUGAAGAAGGGCCACUGGAUCCUGAUGGAUGAGAUCAACCUGGCAGCAGCAGAGACCCUUGAGUGUCUGAGUGGGCUGCUGGAGGGCAGCGCUGGUUCUCUGGUGUUGCUUGAUCGUGGAGACACUGAGCCUCUGGUUCGCCACCCAGACUUCCGCCUCUUUGCAUGUAUGAACCCAGCUACUGAUGUUGGGAAAAGGAACCUACCUUUGGGUCUCAGGAACAGAUUUACUGAGCUCUAUGUGCAUGAGCUGGAGAAUGAGGGGUGCCUGAGGAUCCUUGUUUCAGACUACCUCAAGUGCUUGAACCCACAGAAGAGUAUCAUCAGUGGCAUCAUAAGUUUUUAUCUGGCAGCACGAAAGGAGGCAUCUUCGCACCUGGUGGAUGGGACUGGCCACAGACCUCACUACAGCCUCCGUACUCUGUGCAGAGCGUUGAGUUAUGCAGCAGCAAACCCCUGCCACAGCGUCCAGCGCUCACUCUAUGAGGGCUUCUGCAUGAGCUUCCUCACUCAGCUAGACAGGAGCUCCCACCCUCUGGUCCAGAAGCUGGUGUGUCAACACAUUCUAAGCGGAAACACCAAAUGUCUGAAACAACCCAUCCCAGCUCCACCAGGCCGGACCUGUGUGGAGAUAGAAGACUACUGGGUGCCACAAGGGGAAAUGGAACCGGCUCUGGAUCCCAGCUACAUCCUCACUGCUUCAGUGAAACUCAACCUUCGGGACCUUGCCAGAGUGGUAUCUGCAGGGACACACCCGGUGCUGAUCCAGGGAGAGACGUCUGUUGGAAAGACCAGCCUGAUCCGCUGGUUGGCUUUGACUACUGGGAACCAGUGUGUGAGGAUCAACAACCAUGAGCACACAGACAUCCAGGAGUACAUUGGCUGCUACUCCUCGGAUGACAGGGGCAAGCUGGUGUUCAAAGAGGGUGUUCUGAUUGAUGCCAUGAGGAAAGGCUACUGGGUGAUCCUCGAUGAGUUGAACCUGGCCCCAACCGAUGUCCUUGAGGCUCUCAACAGGCUGCUGGAUGACAACAGGGAGCUGUUUGUAACUGAGACUCAGGAGGUUAUCAAGGCUCAUCCUAGAUUCAUGCUGUUUGCAACCCAGAAUCCUCCAGGUCUCUACGGUGGCAGAAAGGUUCUCUCCAGGGCUUUUCGAAACCGCUUUGUGGAGCUGCAUUUUGAUGAGUUGCCCAGUGGAGAACUAGAGAUCAUCCUUCACCAGAGGUGUAGUUUACCUCCAUCCUACUGCACCAAGCUGGUCAAAGUCAUGCUAGAUCUUCAGUCAUUGCGCAGAGGAUCUUCAGUGUUUGCAGGGAAACAUGGCUUCAUCACACUGAGAGAUCUGUUCCGCUGGGCGGAGCGUUACAAGCUGGAGGAGCAGACCCAGGCCUCUCAAGACUGGCUGCAGCAUUUAGCAGAUGAUGGCUACAUGCUGCUAGCUGGACGUGUCAGGAAGCAAGAGGAGGAGGCCAUCAUCCUAACCACUCUGCAGAAGCACUUUAAAAGGACGGUGAACCCUGACGACCUGUUCUCACAGAGACAGCUCACCAGUCAGUUCAGUCUCCUUAUCGAGAGCACUGUAGGAGUACCAGAGGAGUUCCGCCACGUUGUGUGGACCCAAGGUUUGAGGAGGAUGGCCAUGCUGAUAGGGAGAGCUCUUCGGUUUGGGGAGUCAGUCCUGCUUGUCGGAGACACAGGAUGUGGAAAAACCACCAUCUGCCAGCUGUAUUCAGCUCUGGCUGGGCAAAAGUUCUUCUCCGUCAAUUGUCAUUUGCACAUGGAGACAUCUGACUUCCUUGGAGGCCUGCGGCCAGUUAGAUACACCCACCAGAGUGUUGGUGAGGAUGUUAGGCUGUUUGAGUGGAAUGAUGGACCGCUGGUGCUCGCCAUGAAGGAGGGAGGAGUGUUCCUGAUGGAUGAGAUCUCCCUAGCAGACGAUUCUGUGCUGGAAAGACUCAACAGUGUUCUGGAGACGGAGAAGUCUCUCGUGCUGGCGGAGAAAGGCAGUGGAGAUGACGAGGACGUGGAGCUGAUCAGAGCAGCUUCUGGCUUCCGUCUUGUUGCCACCAUGAAUCCUGGUGGAGACUUUGGCAAGAAGGAGCUCUCUCCUGCCCUGAGGAACCGGUUCACUGAGAUUUGGUGUCCACAGAGCAACAGUCGCAGUGACCUGGUUCAGAUCAUCAAACACAACCUGCACACCGGACUCUCACUUGAUGGUGUGGAUAUUGCAGAACUUAUGCUGGACUUCAUAGAAUGGCUGACCCAGCAGGACUUUGGCCGGCGCUGCAUCCUGAGUGUCAGAGAUAUCCUCUCCUGGGUGAACUUUGUCAAUGCUGUGUGUGAGAGGGAUGAGGACAGCUUUAUGACCAUAAGAGCACCUGAAGAAGAGGAAGAAGCAGAGAGGGACCUCAGACUGGAUGCUGUUACAGCUUGUGUCCAUGCUGCAUGUUUGGUAUACAUUGAUGGCCUUGGCUCAGGAACUACAGUGUCAUGUGCAGACAGCACCCUGUUUGCGCGUCAGAUGUGCCUCGGUUUCCUGCAGCAGAGGCUGAGUAAGAUGACCAAGCUUGAUCAUGAGAUGCUGGCUGCACUUAGAGUGUAUGAUAGCUGCUUGCCAAGGGAACCUCAGUGGGGAAAGGACUUCUUUGGUAUCAGCCCCUUCUACAUCACCACAGGACCUCAGACUGAGAGCCGCAACCUGUGUGAGUACGCCAUCACAGCAGGCACCACUGCAAUGAACGCCCAAAGGCUUUUGCGAGCUCUAAAACUGCAGAGGCCUGUGUUACUGGAGGGGUCCCCUGGAGUGGGAAAGACAAGCCUGGUGGGAACGCUGGCAAAAGCCUCUGGAAACCAUCUGGUCAGAAUCAACCUGUCCGAGCAAACGGAUGUUACGGACUUGUUUGGGACAGAUCUUCCUGUGGAGGGAGGGAAGGGAGGAGAGUUUGCAUGGCGAGAUGGCCCCCUAUUGGCUGCUUUAAAGGCUGGCCACUGGGUAGUGCUGGAUGAGCUGAACUUGGCCUCUCAGUCAGUGUUAGAGGGUCUGAAUGCCUGCUUUGAUCACAGAGCAGAGAUCUACAUUCCUGAGCUGGGCAUGAGCUUCCAGAUUCAGCAUGAGAAGACCAAGAUCUUUGGCUGCCAGAACCCAUUUACCCAAGGUGGGGGGCGUAAAGGGUUGCCCAAAUCCUUUCUCAACAGGUUUACUCAGGUUUUUGUGGACCAGCUCACUAGCAAAGACAUGGAGUUCAUCGGAAAUUCUAUUUUUCCCACCAUCGAUGAGAAAAUCAUUGCAAAAAUGGUCGAGUUCAAUAACAGGCUUGUUCAGGAGGUUUGCAUGGAGAAGCUGUGGGGGCACAAAGGAAGCCCCUGGGAAUUUAACCUUCGUGACAUUUUCCGCUGGUGUCAGCUGAUGCAGACCGAUCAGUCGCCGGGGUUUUUCAACCCAGGCCAGCAUGUAGCCUUGGUGUAUGAUGACAGAAUGAGAACAGAGGCUGAUAAGGCAAAGGUGCUGUCUGUGUUCAGGGAGGUGUUUGGGGAGGAGUAUGAGCCUUACUGUGGCUCCAAGGAGUUUCAUAUCACUCCCCUCAAUGUUCAGGUGGGCUUCUCUGUACUACGUCGCAGUGGUGAAGCCCCCGUGACUCUGGAUCCCCCACUAUCUAUCACACACCAGUGCCUGAAGCCUUUAGAGUCACUGAUGAAGUGUGUGGAUAUGGGCUGGAUGACCAUAGUAGUUGGUCCAGCAGCCAGUGGAAAGACCAGCCUGGUGAGACUGCUAGCCUUGCUGACAGGACACCAUCUCAGGGUCAUGGCCAUGAACAGUGCCAUAGACACCACUGAGCUCCUGGGAGGGUUCGAGCAGGUUGACAUCAUGCGUCCGUGGCAGCAAGUGUUGGAGACAGUUGACUACACGGUUGCCAUGGUAAUAAGACGGGGGCUGAUGUCUCUUGAUGAUGGUACCCAGGACACAGAGUUUCUGCUGCAGACAUGGGGCGUAUUCUGCCAGUGGUUGAAGGAGAAUAGACUGCAAAGACCAGGAGGAACAGUAAACUCUGAAGCACUGAACAAGCUGGAGGUCAUUAUCCUCCUCCUGCAGAAACUAAACACCAAGCUCAAAGUGUUCACCGACAUGUCCAAGCUGCAGAUGGACUUCACUCUGCUGAAAGAGCGUCUGGCUCAGCUAGAGGAUGGUUGGACUAACGGGGGUUUCGAAUGGUUGGAUGGGAUGCUGGUCCAAGCCCUUCAGGCUGGUGACUGGUUACUUAUGGACAAUGUCAACUUCUGCAGCGCCUCCGUCUUAGAUCGCCUCAAUGCUCUUCUCGAACCCAAUGGGUCACUUGCCAUUAAUGAACGCGGUGUAAUCGAUGGGAAGACUCCCAGAAUAACCCCUCAUCCUAACUUCAGGCUGUUCCUCACCAUGGACCCCGUUCAUGGGGAGCUGUCCAGAGCAAUGAGAAACAGAGGGGUGGAGGUUUACAUCCCAGGGGAAAAUGAAGGGGUUUGCUGGGACACACUGGACCUAAAGACUCUGCUCCACUCUGCUGGUGUGACAGGGGAUUGUGUGUGUGAUCUACUGAUUCAGAUACAUAAAGGCAUCAGAUCUGCCAUCUGGGACUCCCCGGCCUCUUCUGUGACAUCCCUUCUUCAUGCUGCCUCCCUGCUGUCCUGCCAGCUGCAGAGAGGUGCAGAUUUGCGUAGCUCCCUGCAGCAUGCCUGUACUGAGGCAUACUCAUUCUGCCAGCGCACUGUUGCCAACCAGAAGCAAGCCCAACAGGUGAUUGAGCAGCACUUGGCCAUCCAGGGUACAGCGGAUUGGGGCGAUGGGCUGCUGUCUGCUGGUGUUUGGCCUGACGGCUUCCCCUCGGCUCUUCUUUCCACAGAAGAUUCUUGCUUUUCAUCUGUCCUCAGAGACGGGCAGGUCCUCCUGUUCUGCCUCAACUCCCUCAGCCUGCAAGGAAAACGGAAUCGUCCACUGAGAUUGAUGGACCUGCAGCUGGCCUUGCAGAGCAGUGGUGUCCAUGAGGACUCUGUGUUUUCUGGAGGAGUAGUGGAUCUGGAGGAAGGAGAUGCUCUCAGGCUCAUCUCCACAGCAGUGAGGCUGGUGACAGAGAGAGCAUCUCAUGGAGAUUGGAUCCUACGCAGCAGCUGGCUCUCAAACCUGGGGAGGAGCUACAAAUAUCUGCCUGACCCAGUGCUGGUCCAGGUGGAGGCAGGAAACAGAGCUCUGAGGGCUGUGUUCAGCAGCAGCCUGGCUGUAAAGGGGAAAACACUGGCAGAGCUGCUCCAACCUCACAGCAAAGAUGAAUACAGGAUUCUGAUGGAUAUGCGUUGGAACAAACAGUACCUGGACAUCUUAACCAACAAGUGCAACUUUGAGGAUGAGGAACGAUACAUGGAGUUUCUAGAAGCUCUAAAUGCAGUAGCAAACAGGAUUGUUCUGAUGAUGGACCGGGAGGAGAGAGCUGUCACCUGCUCCUGUACCAUCAGUUCAGCUCCUCAGAGUUCUGCUAUGAGAGUAGCCACCGCCUUCAACAAAGGAACCAUAGAUAUGAGUCAGCUGCCUCACCCCAUGCUCAUGCACCUGCGAGUAUUCUUCGACCUGUGGGACACAUACGUCCUGCAGGCUGUGCAGAGUGGACAGCCCCACAUCUCUGAUCACGUCAUGUUUGAGAUCCUGCAGCUGCUCCAGUGGCGCGAUCAUUUCUGGGACGUGUGCAUCAUGCUUCCAGCUGACUCUCAGGGCAUCUCUGUGCUGUCUCUGCACUGGCAGUGGGUGCAGAAGCACCUCGUCCUCCGCCUUCCGCAGCUGCUGAUGGGAGAUACAGGCACAACUUUGGAAGGUCAGCAGGACUUGCAGGCUGUGUCAGCAGCCAUUCAAAACGUUUUAUCCACUCCGGGGUCUGUGGCUGGUGCUCUGAAAGGCAUCCAGAGAUCUCUGGGAAAAGCCCUUCCUUUCAAGCUGGAGUCAGUGGCUGAGUGUGCUUCUCGCCUCGGGUUCCUCAGUAAAGCUCUGGAUGUGAACAAACUGAAGCUGGAUGGGCCUUUUAGUUGCUGGGAGCUAGAGCUGGUCCGACUUCAGGGCGCUGGACUCUGGCUGGACAUCAAAGAAAGCCUCCUUGAAGCAUCUGGUCUGGUUCUGUCGGCAAACAACCAACUCAAUCCACAUGAGUCAGGUAUACUGGAAAAGCUGGUACUAAGCGUGGAGCAACUUGAGUGUUGCAUGUCCUCCAAAGGGCUGUCAGGGGUCAGACCCAUGUCUGAUGGAGAAGAACAAGACAGUGGAGUCCACAUGAGCAGAGUGGAGCUGCUUCAGCUCAGGGGCAAGACUCAACUCUGGCCUCUGAUGGAGGGACUCUCAGUUCUCAAUCAGCUGCGACUCAGCACAGAUCUGCUGCACCUGGCUCUGUCUCCAGGUGACCAUAAUGCUGAAGACUGCUUACGCCGAGAGAUCUCCAGACAUCUUCGUUUCUGCCUACAGUCAACGCCCAUGAACGUGGGACAGCUGCAGUGUUUGUGGUUCCUGCUGAGCAGUGAUGGGGUCAGUGGGCUGCCUGAGAAGCUGUCCUUGGUGUGGUGUGAACUGCUCUCGGAGGCCCUGACUGCCCUUUGGACCUGCAGUGUGACCUCAGAUCCUAACCGUUGGCUCAGAUGGGACCCUGUGAGUCCAGAGACCCCGCUGGGUUUAAAGCUGCAUCCUGGAGCAGAAAACACGGGCCCUGCUUUGCUGAGUAAAGCAGUGUGGUCCCACUGCAUGCUGGGAGUGCUGAACAGUAGUGUGACCACUGAUCGAUGGGAACCUCAGACGGAGGCCCUCCUCUCCUUAUCUCAUGUCAGCCUUGGGGAGUGGAAGGAGAGGAUCCAUCAGCUGGAGGUUGUUUCUUCUGUGCUGUGGGAGAACAUGGCCUUCCCUGCAAUAGUGGAUUUCAGGGGCACCAAUCUUAGGCUGCAGGGUGCGGUUCUGCGUCGGCAGCUUCAGAGCAUGGGCGACCUGCUGCCUCCCAACCUGCAGGAGGGCUACAUGGAGAGCUGUGAGAGCCUGGUGGAAGACUCAGACCCUCUCAUUGCUGCUCAGGAGAUCCAGACAGUCCUGAGGAACUUCAUGCCUCCAAACCUGCUGCCUGAAGGCAUAAUGGGAGCCUGCACAGCCUGUCUCCAGCAGUUUGUCCAGAGCAAAGUUCAAGGUGGAAACUCGCCGGCCCAAUGUGGAGUUUUCUGGGUCAAUAUGGGCCUCCUGCAGGUCCGAGUGUGGACACCACACACCAUUUUUGACCCAGCUGUGAAGAGGGCCUAUAAACUUAACUAUGCUCAGCAGGAGCUGGGUCUGCUGCAGGAUGAAUGGAAAGCUCGCAGCUUGUUGUCUGAGCUAAAGACUGGACAGGAGCUGAAGGAAAGCAGCACCACUGAUGGCUUCCAGCAUCCUCGAAUCAGGUAUAUGUGGAUCCGCAUGCAGCAGGUGAAGGAGCAGAUAGCAGAGCUCUCAAGGAAGCAAGCCUUUCGCCCUCAGGAGCCUCAGUAUGGUCGGCUCUUCCAGGACCUGCAGCAUUACCUUAGCACUAUUGGCCACAUGUCAGUUGUUGAAGAACUGUUGUCUCAGCUGCUGAAGGCCCUCCAGGACCCCUCAUCAUUCAGGUCCAAGUCAGCGAUCAAGGGUCUCCUGAAAGAGGAGACGGUAUGGCAGAACUCCCAGCAGCAAUUUUGCCAGAAGCUCAUGGAGGACUACCCCCUGUUCCCCGAUCUGGUUGGCCCUGUCAGGACCGGCCUUCUCCAGCUGCGGCAUGGCAUGAGGCUGGUGGCCUCCCAGGUGGCUGCCUCUUUGACUCCCGUGCCAGGUCUGCCCAAGUUUGUGUCCUGCUUAUUGUCCUUCCCCUCUGUGUCCCCUGGUCUCCCGUCCGACCUGGCUCGAGCAGAAUUUCUGUGCUCCAUGACAUGUAUGGAUGUCCUUCACAGCCUUGUGAAACUUCUACCCCAGCAGGAUCAAGAUAGUGUGAUUGCCCAGCCCUCCACCCUAUUACUAAAUGCUCUGCUGUAUGUGCAGUGUUACACCUUGUCAACAGGAGAGCUCAGUGAGGAGGCAUGCAGCCUCUUCAGACACAUCUCUCAGGCUGUGGUGAAUGAGUGGGAUAACCAGGACAAGCAGAGACGGGAACAAGAGCAGACUGAGGCCUCUCUCUACCGCAGCCGUCUACACGGGUCGGGCCUGACCGAGGACGAGCAGGAGGAGAAGGAUUUCAGGUGCCAGUUCCCUCAGUUCAACAAGGACUUUGCAGAUAUAUUGUCCCAACCCAGUUUAGAAGGCCCAGCUGAUACAGAACUGGAAUGUGAGGAACUUGAAGCCCAGCAGGGGGCUGCUGAGGCAGGCUCUCUGUCUGUAUCUGCCAUGAACACAAUGGUCCACGUGCAUCAGUGCAUGUGUCUGGGUUACGCCCAAUCACUGUGGUACCAGAGCACACCGCCAACCAAUAACAGUAAAGAACACAUCAAAGCCUUGAUCUCCUCCUAUCAGAUUGCAUCCCCUGUGAUGUCCCACUUCUAUCAUCUGAUGGAUUCGGAGCUGGAUCUACAGCUGACAGGCUGCGGCCUGUUGCUCUCUGCUCUGCUUCAGAACACAUUCAAGGGCUCUGGGGGUUUUGAUGAGCUGGCUGUCUCCUCAGAAGGACCUUAUGACUUCUAUCAGCAGCCUAAUGUGAGUGAGGCUCGCCUCUGUCUCCCUGUUUUGGAACACCUGACUGAGGCAGUGAGGAAGAGGCUGGAGGAAUGGCCUGAGCACCCUGCUCUGGUCCAGCUGACUGUUGUCAUGGAGAGGAUCAUGUCCUUCAGUUUGGCCUGCCCACUUGCAAAGUUUCUGAAUGGGCUGGAGAUUCUGCUCAGUAAAGCUCAGGAGUGGGAGAAUAAUGCCAGCCGCUCCGUGUCUUUGCGGAAGGAACUGGAACCAGUGACCCAGCUUAUCAUCCGGUGGCACAAACUGGAGCUGAACUGCUGGUCAAGAAGUCUGGACAAUGCACUGAAGCGACACACGGAGAAAUCCACCAAACACUGGUUCUCCAUCUACCAGCUGGUGGAGCGAUACCUAGAAGAGCAGAGAACAGAGGCUAACACGGGAGAGCGGGCAGAGAGCCUUUCCCUGUCCUCUGUGUCCUCUACUCUUGAAGCCUUCAUGGAAAACUCCACCCUGGGCGAGUUCCAGACCCGUCUGACAAUGCUUCUCAGCUUCCACUGCCACCUCCUGCUGGUCCCCAGCCUACAGGGACAAGAGUCUUUGUCCAGGCUUCUGUGGAAUCUUCAUAAAUACUACAGCCAGUUCUCUGAGUCUAUCCAGGCCAAGAUGGUUCAGCUCAGACAGCCUAUUGAGAAGGAACUCAAAGAUUUUGUAAAGAUUUCCAAGUGGAAUGAUGUGAGCUACUGGUCCAUCAAACAGUCAGUGGAAAAGACCCAACGCACUCUCUUUAAGUUUGUGAAGAAGUUUGAAGAGGCUCUGAGCAGUCCAAGUCUUUCUGUGCUGGUGGAUCAAGGAAGCAGUACAAGCACUGACACUGUGGCCUCCAGCUCUGGGGAAAGCCCCAUCGAACGAGUUAAUCGGGUGCUGAAGAGCACCAUGCCUGGCCAGGGUAGAGAACUGCAGAAUGAGGACCUAGAGGACGGAGCUGGAUCAUGUUCUUUACAGGCCCGUUUGCCAGUUUUGUUCCGAAAGAUGAAGAAGAUGUGCAUCCAGCUGCUGAAGAAAACCUCAGUACCUGAACUGUCCGAAGAUCUGGACCAUUUCACCGGCGAGAUCAUCAGCAACCUGCGAGACCUGCAGAGCCUCAGCAUAGACACAGCAGCAGCAAAGGAAAAGCAGAAAACAGAGGUCAAGCACAUCCUUCAGCAGAAGCAGAGAGCUCUGUCUGACCUGUUUAAAAUGCUCUCUGAAAUAGGUCUGUCGUACCGGAGAGGCCUGAUGUGGAACAGAACGGCAGACCCAGAAACCUCACUGUGUAUGCAGCCACUGGAGAUGACCACUGCGCUUUCUACUGUGAAGAACCAGGACCAGCCUGAGUGCAUGUUGUUUACAGAGUUGAUGGCUGCCUGGGAUGGAUGUCAGAAAUACUUUUAUCUGUCAUGGGCCAGGAGAACAGCACUGCAGACUGCUCUUCAGCAUGCCACAAAGGACCUCAGUGUUGGGAAUAUAGAACGCUGCAGAGGUUUUUCAUCUCAUCUCUUCAAGCUGCUGCUCAGACAGAGGCAUCGGCUGGCCAAACUGACGGAACAGUGGGUCUCCCUCAGGAAGCUAACAAACGAUGUCCAGGACAUUAAAGCACACCUCCAGACUCAGGGUCAGGAUACAGGCUGCACCCUGCCUCCCCAGGACUCUCUGCAGGGCUGGUUUAAAAGAGGCCAGGUGCAGGCAGCACAGUGUGCCACACUUUUGCAACAACUUUCAUGGUUGCUGCAGUGCUGUCCUGAAGACCCUCAGCAAAAGGAGCAGACAAACUCCAGCAGCAGGCACCACACCUUGAUGUGCCCAUCCCCUCUGGCAGUUCAGCAGCAGCCCGCUGGCUGUCUGCUGAGAAGAGGAGACCCUGGUUGGUGUCAGCUCCACCAGCGAAUCAUUGUGAUGCUAAAGGAUUUUGAGAGUCUGAAGGAGCAGCUGGGCUCUCUGGCACAACAGGCCUCUGAGAGAGUUCUAUGCACAUGGAGCAGUUUUGCCACAUGUUGUUCUGCCAUGGAACAGCUGGGAGGUGUGGCAGCUCAGAUUUCCAGUAUAGAGCAGUUAUUCUCUCCAGUCAUCAGGGCUGGCAGAGCGAACGGACAGCCGGCCAUGAUCCAGAGUCUGCGAUAUGUCCGAGGACAGGUGGAGAUAUGCAUCACAGAGUUUACCACCUGGAAGACCCAGCUGCUCUCCCUUGGACAGCAGCCCACAGAUCAGCAGUCUGCUUUCUGUACGGACUUCUCUGCUGAGCUUGAGGCAAACAUCAGUGCCGUGCUGUAUGCUGUCCAGAAAAUUGUGAAGAGAAGGCAGGGAGAGCAAGAAAGAGAGCAACAUGGAGAUUCAAACAAAGACGGUGCUGAGGAGGACAUCGAGAAGCCUGUGGAGGACCUGCUGAAGCCUGGUCACCUGACUCGGCUCCUGGAGGAGCAGCUAGAAGCUGAGGUGGAGGCUCUGUCUGUUGGCAAUGUGAAUGCUGGAGUGAGCAGGCUGCUGAUCUGUCUGAGGAGACACAGAGACUCCUGUCAUCCACCACAGCUUCAGGAGGUGAACAGGGCCUGCAGGAUGUUGGUCGGUUUUGAGCCUUUGCUGGGAGUUUACUCAGACCUGGUGCGGUACUACCUGUCUGUGUCGGUUGGAGUACACAGAAGCACAGGCAAACUGCUGUCUGUCUUGUCCAUCAUCUUCACCGACCUCGCCCAAAAGGGUUUCUGCCUGCCUCAGGAGUUAAUGUCUGAUGGUGAUGGAGAGGGUGCCACAGAGUUCCAUGACUACGAGGGUGGUGGUGUUGGAGAGGGGGAUGGCACCAAAGAUGUCAGCAACAAAGUUGAAAAUGAAGAUCAGGUGGAGGACACGUUCCAGGAGGGUACAGAAAAGGAGGAGCAGCAGGAUAAAGAAAACAUUAAGGCAGAAGAUAAUGCCAUUGAAAUGUCUGAGGACUUUGAUGGACGAGUACAUGAUGGGGAUGAGAAUGAAGCUGGUGAAAAUGAGGAGUCUGAUGAGGAGGAUAAAGAGGAGCUUGAUAAAAAGAUGGGAGACCUGGGAGAAGGUCAGACAGACAAUUUGGAUGAGAGGAUGUGGGGCGAUGAUGAUGAGGAAGUAGGAAGUGACAAGGAGGAGGAGUCUGGACAGGGCAUGGAUCAGGGGGAAUCUGAACUAGUUGCUAAAGAGGACAACUUGGAUGCAGCAGAUUCCAACACAGAGAAGAAGAGCCAGGAUAAGGAUGAACAGAUCUGUGAAGAGGAGACUGAGAAGAGCAAAGAACAAGGAGAUGAGAGAGAGUUUGAUGAGAAUGAGGUGGACCCGUACCACGGUCAGCAGGAUAAGAGACCAGAACCUGAGGCCAUGGAGCUCCCUGAGGACCUUAACCUGGACCAGGAUGAAGAGGCUGGAGAAGAUGAGGAAUGCAAGGGUGACGGUGAGGACCCAUUGGACAUUGAUGACAAGGCCAUGGAACAUGAGGUGAAAGAGGAAGAGGAGAGAGGUGGAGAGGAAGGGGAGCCAGGAGAGACUGAGAUGGAGGAGAACCAAAGAGAUGAUGAAAAUAAUCCAGAACCAAAACCUAAUGAAGAGGAUGACAAAGCACCUGAGAAAGGGGAGGAAGAGGCUGCUGGAGAAGAUGAAGAAAAGGAAGGGGAGGAUAAUAGAGAAGCACAGGAAGAAAAAGAGGAUAUGACUGUACCAAAUGACAACAGAGAUGAACCAAAGCAGGAGGAUGAAGGUGAGAAGGAGCAUAAUGAGCAGCCUAUUUUUGCUGAGAGGAAGGAGCAUAGUGCAGACGGUCAGACUGGAGAGGAGAGCAUUCAGAGUGACACAGCUGUGGAGCUGGCAGGUGCAGCUUCAGAGAGAGAUCAGGCUAAAGAGGAGCAUGGCAGUGGAGCAGCUGAUGCCAGCCAAUCAGAGGGCCACCAGUCAAAGCUGACAGCAAGGAUGACCUCACAAACACAGACUCAGAGCAAGACUCAGAGCUUUAAGAGGAAACCCGGCCAAGCAGAUAAUGAGCGGUCAAUGGGGGACUACAACGAGCGCAUCAACAAGCGCCUGCGUACCGUGGAAAGCAGCCAAGAGCGCACUGAGAACAGACCGACUGAGGGCCAGCAGGAGUCUGAACUGUAUGAACAUAUCAAACACGGAGAUACGGCCUACGACACUCAGACCUAUGAUGUUGCCAAUUCAGAACAACAAAAAGCAGCAGGACCUCUAAAGGAUCAGAAUGAAGAUGAAAAUGAUGAAGUUGCCAUGGAAAAGGAGGACCAGGAAGAACAGCUCCAGUCUGCCAAUGUGGAAGAGCCCGACCAGCUGAACACUUCCAAGUUCUCCCAGAAAGGUGUAGAGAGCGGAGAUAUUGAGAUGCAGUGGCAGGACAAGGAAGAUGAGAGGCUAAAGGACCAACAACAGCCCAGAGAUGAAGAGCAAGCCGCCAGAAGUACAGAGUCUACCAUUCAUACAGUUCCUGCUUUCCUGCUCAACGCUGUGCAGAAACCAGAGCGAGAUCCAGAGGAGCUGAGGAAGGAGAUGGAGCUCCAGCUGGACGCCUGGCGUAAACUGGCUUCUGGCACACAGGAGGAGGAGGCUGCAGCAGCUUCCAUGUGGCUCCGGUACCAGGCUUUGACCUCAGCUCUCUCCCAGCAGCUUUGUGAGCAGCUUCGCCUCAUCCUGGAGCCGACACAGGCUGCCAAGCUCAGAGGGGAUUACCGCACAGGGAAGCGUCUGAACAUGAGAAAGGUCAUCCCUUAUAUCGCCAGUCAGUUCCGAAAAGACAAAAUCUGGCUGAGAAGGACCAAGCCCAGCAAGAGAGAGUACCAGAUCUGUCUGGCAAUGGACGACUCCUCCAGCAUGGUUGACAACCACUCCAAACAGCUGGCGUUUGAAUCCCUGUCGGUGAUCAUCAACGCUCUGACUCUGCUGGAGGUUGGACAGGUGUCUGUGUGCAGUUUUGGUGAACAGAUGCAGCUCCUGCAUCCCUUCCAACAGCAGUUUAAUGAAGAGUCGGGUGCUCGGAUUCUCCGCCUUUGUCAGUUCCAGCAAAAGAAGACCAGAAUUGCACAGUUUUUGGAGACUUGUAUCAAAAUGUUUCUCUCGGCACGCCAGCAAAUUCCAGGGUCAAUUAACUCAGAGACGGCCCAGCUGCUCCUCAUCGUGUCUGAUGGCAGGGGACUGUUCCUAGAGGGCAAGGAGCGUGUGGUGGCUGCUGUGCAGGAAGCACGCACUGCAAACAUCUUUGUGAUCUUCGUGGUGCUAGACAACCCCAACACCCGGGACUCCAUCCUGGACAUCAAGGUGCCCAUUUUCAAAGGGCCAGGAGAGUUGCCAGAGAUCCACUCUUACAUGGAGAAGUUCCCCUUCCCUUUCUAUGUCAUCCUGCGAGAUGUCAACGCCCUGCCAGAGACCCUGAGCGACGCACUCAGGCAGUGGUUUGAGCUCAUUACGGCUGCUGACCAAUAGGCACACAGGGAGGAAAAAAUAGACAGCGUCCAACUGCUGAAAUCUGCUGCUACAACAGGAAAGACUGUAAAACCACUGUACAUGUGCCUUUUAAUAUGUUAUUUAUCCUAGUCUGUUAGCUGGCUGUCAGUGUUCUGUCUUAUAGGGUGAUUCAGUUUAUUCUGGAAUCUUCGACAUCUUCAUGAAACAUUUUGAGCAAAGAUUAAAUAACUCUUUUCCAAAGGCUAGGCUAAUUCUUCAUGUUUAAUAUUGUGCAGAGUUGCUGUGUGAAUGAGCCCUGUGUACAGUCCCAUUGGAUCACAUCAUGUUGUGACGGACCUUUAGAAAAACUGAUAAUGUGCCUUGGAGACCACAGCAGCUGGUGCUCACCGUCCUGGCAGCCCCAUCAGGAUUUUUACCCUUUGUUUUGUUCAGCUGUCGUCUGCAAGGAAAACUUCAUGAUGACAUCUAACAAAUGUGGGGAGUUUCUAAUGUAAACAUGGGCUGAAAUAUUCAAGAGUUUAAUUUUUUCUACCUGCUGAUGUGUUAAUCAGCAGUUUACAAAGUUAAUACUCACCACUCUCACCUGGCAGAGAAAGAAAUUAAUUGUGCUCCAUGUUUAUAGAUCCUUAUUUUACAUUGUUAAUUAUUAAUUAUAAUAAAGUUUUAUGGCAAAAACUUGAA